AAACAAAAGCACUCCGGAUGGCCGUAGUGCUCCUCGCACUACGGCCAUCCGGAGGCGCACAGAGCUUUUGGCCGUGAUAUUAUCUAUAAAAUUAUAUUAUACUAUUAUAUAUAAAACGUUAUAUGACGGAGUAACCUAGUUUCAAAGUUUAUAUCAUUUAUGCUCGGUAAUACCGGUGUAACGUGUUGACACGACUAGACGACUACUACUACAUGUUCCAAAUCUGUUAACGUAUUCUCCAUCCAUUAAAAGAGAAAGAUCAGUUAAGUCAUUAAUUCGUCUGAUAUAUACCAGCCAGCACAUACACAUUUGACUAGCAGCUUGUGCUAGCUCCCGCCUAGCAAUAACGUCAAUGGUGGAGCUCUGGCUAAUUCACCUGCACAUCUCUUUAAUACCUGAUUUCAGCACUUAGAUGCAUCCCCCUCCAGCAUCCGCUUCUUCUUUAUUCUGGCCUUUUCAGCCCCUCCUUUCUCUUUUCUCUUCUUGCCUUCCAUGAGUGCCACAACAAGCAAAAGAAAGCAACCACGAACUUGCUCGCCUUCUCUGUCUGACGCGUCUUUAGGGCCAUGCCAUUAGACGUGGGGCCGCUCAUAUAUCCCCCUACAUUUCCGAAAAUGGACUUGACCUGCAAGCUGUUUAUUGGAUAAACGCAUUUCCCAAUCCCAGGAGUCUUUGCUCCAUUCUACGUCAAUUCAAGAACAAACAUACUAAAGUAAACUGUAGUUCGUAUUAUUUAUUCAUGGCCAUGAAAGUUCUGUAACGCCUGAAUAAUGAAGAAUUAAAUGAAUUAAAAACGUAUGGGGAGUGCUGCUUGUAAAUCGUGAAAAAUGCAUUGGUGUAAUUGUGAUAUAAAGGCUGGUCUAAAUGUGAAAUUAUUAAUGUGUGAUUUCGGUGUUUGAAAUGCAACCGCGAUUUGCAUAGGAGAGGUGUUAAUAGUGGGGGGAGAGCAACAGGUCACUCUCAGGCUAAACCUAAUGGCCUCUUGACAUUAACGUUGACAGUAUUAACCUAACACCCCUGAUGGUUAAAUGCCUCUUUUUGUAUAUUGGGUAAAAAAACCUCUAAUUUGCCGAAAUUGAGUGAUAGGUUAUACAAUUAAGAAUCGCCUCCUACGCCGGGCUGUUCCCACCCAUGGUGACGGCCGUCGCCAGGCGUAGGUUGUGCGAGGGCUCCGCGUCUUCCAGGGGGCUGGACGACGCGCUGGUGGGGUUCGGGGUGCAUUCGCACCGGACCUACAAGUCCCUGUAUGGCGCGCGGGACCAAGAGAGUCGAACCUAUGUGGCUUGGGUCAGGACGCAGAAGGUGGGAGCUACUGCGUCAAGGAUGGGGACCCUGAAGCAGUAUGUGCUGGCCCGGGACGCUGAGCCCACAGCAGCACCGGAGCCAGGACAUGUCCUCCCACGGCCAGGUGUCUCCUACUCUGACCCGGCCGACGCAGAACUGCUCGCCGCUGCCAACGAGGUCGACCCUCCCAGCAUGUCCAGGGACGCCCCGCCAGCCGCGGCCCCGCUGGAAGGACCAGCACCAGGUCCAGGACCGAUGGCCACGAGGCCUGCCUCCGGCAAAGAGCUGCUUCCCCUCAGCUGGAGGAAGACGCUGCCUGAGGAGCAGCAGGAGUGGGUUGGCCGGGUGCUGUUCCGCAGGGACCCCAGCAGUGGGAAGGCUGUCCUCACCACACCGCCCCGACUGUGGUGGUACCCGCCAGGCGCCCGGCUCCUCUACACUCAGCCCCCCGCCACAGCCCACGCCUUCUUCCAGCGCCCCUUCUUCCUCUGGCUUCCGUAUCGGAUGUGGGCGUACCACUCCAAGUGCCCCGCCGAUGGGGGUAAGCUGAUGGGCGCUGGCCUAUACAAGACCGUGCGGAGGGUCUUGGACAGGAGCGGGUGGUAUUACAUGGCCACAGAGUGCCUUCAGUGCCCCUCCUGUGGCAAGAAGGUGGCGGGCUGGUCCCAGGACAUCCUGGAGCAGCUGGACGUUGCUCACCGCGAGCAAUUCCCGGCCGUUCUGACCUACAAGUACGUCACUUUUAGUCAUUCUGCGUUUACCCAGCGUAUUGUCGCUCGUGGUUAA
This is a messenger RNA of Gadus chalcogrammus (walleye pollock), 2070 nucleotides long. RefSeq lists its product as uncharacterized. The coding region runs from base 1132 to 2070 and encodes 312 amino acids. Lineage: Eukaryota; Metazoa; Chordata; Actinopteri; Gadiformes; Gadidae. The record is from RefSeq and is a predicted model, not a curated record. The transcript is spliced from 5 exons.